Marmota monax (woodchuck) is the source of this 3459-nucleotide messenger RNA. Its product is annotated as ras-specific guanine nucleotide-releasing factor RalGPS2-like. Gene Ontology annotation, cellular component: plasma membrane. Lineage: Eukaryota; Metazoa; Chordata; Mammalia; Rodentia; Sciuridae. The coding region runs from base 131 to 1567 and encodes 478 amino acids. Gene Ontology annotation, molecular function: guanyl-nucleotide exchange factor activity. The record is from RefSeq and is a predicted model, not a curated record. The transcript has a single exon. Gene Ontology annotation, biological process: Ras protein signal transduction; positive regulation of GTPase activity.
AGCUGCACAGGUUGGCGCUACGGCCCGCGGUGGUGCGGAGGACUGAAGACAUAAUGUAUUUGUGGCCUUGGACAUGAAGUAAUCAGUCCUCUGUUGCUGUAAACAUAGGGUGGGGACUGAUGAGGGAAGCAUGGACCUAAUGAACGGACAGGCAAGCAAUGUUAAUAUCGCAGCUACUGCUUCUGAGAAGAGUAGCAGCUCUGAAUCAUUAAGUGACAAAGGCUCUGAAUUGAAGAAAAGCUUUGAUGCUGUGGUAUUUGAUGUUCUUAAGGUUACACCAGAGGAAUAUGCGGGUCAGAUAACGCUAAUGGAUGUCCCAGUAUUUAAAGCUAUUCAACCAGAUAUCAGACCUACAAGACGUAAGAGAAGCUGUGACUCCUGUGAAUUCAGUAAAUUACAUAGGGAGCUUUCAAGUUGUGGAUGGAAUAAGAAGGAAAAAUAUAGUUCUGCACCAAAUGCAGUUGCCUUCACAAGAAGAUUUAAUCACGUAAGCUUUUGGGUUGUAAGAGAGAUUCUUCAUGCUCAAACAUUAAAAAUUAGAGCAGAAGUUUUAAGCCACUAUAUUAAAACUUCUAAGAAACUAUAUGAGCUGAAUAACCUUCAUGCCCUCAUGGCAGUGGUUUCUGGCUUACAGAGUGCCCCAAUUUUCAGGUUGACGAAAACAUGGGCGUUAUUAAGUCGAAAAGACAAAACUACCUUUGAAAAAUUAGAAUAUGUAAUGAGUAAAGAAGAUAACUACAAAAGACUCAGAGACUAUAUAAGUAGCUUAAAGAUGACACCUUGCAUUCCCUAUUUAGGUAUCUAUUUGUCAGAUUUAACAUACAUCGAUUCGGCAUACCCAUCAACUGGCAGCAUUCUAGAAAAUGAGCAAAGAUCAAAUUUAAUGAAUAACAUCCUUCGAAUAAUUUCUGAUUUACAGCAGUCCUGUGAAUAUGAUAUUCCCAUGUUGCCUCAUGUUCAAAAAUACCUGAACUCUGUUCAAUAUAUAGAGGAACUACAAAAAUUUGUGGAAGAUGAUAAUUACAAGCUCUCAUUGAAGAUAGAACCAGGUACAAGCACACCACGUUCUGCUGCUUCCAGGGAAGACUUAGUAGGUCCUGAAGUAGGAGCAUCACCCCAGAGUGGAAGAAAAAGUGUAGCUGCUGAGGGAGCCUUGCUGCCACAGACAUCCCCCUCCCCCCGGAAUCUGAUUCCACAUGGACACAGGAAGUGCCACAGCUUGGGUUAUAAUUUUAUCCAUAAAAUGAACACAGCAGAAUUUAAGAGUGCAACGUUCCCAAAUGCAGGGCCAAGACAUCUGUUAGAUGAUAGUGUCAUGGAGCCCCAUGCACCAUCUCGAGGCCAAGCUGAAAGUUCUACUCUUUCUAGUGGAAUAUCAAUAGGUAGUAGUGAUGGUUCUGAACUAAGUGAAGAGACCUCAUGGCCUGCUUUUGAAAGUUCUGCAGAGUCAGAAGAUUUGGCAGUACAUUUGUAUCCAGGAGCUGUUACUAUUCAAGGUGUUCUCAGGAGAAAAACUUUGUUAAAAGAAGGCAAAAAGCCUACAGUAGCAUCUUGGACAAAAUACUGAGCGGCCUUGUGUGGAACACAACUUUUUUACUAUGCUGCCAAAUCUCUGAAGGCUACAGAAAGAAAACAUUUCAAAUCAACAUCAAAUAAGACCGUCUCUGUGGUGGGAUGGAUGGUGAUGAUGGCUGAUGACCCAGAACAUCCAGACCUCUUCCCUGCUGACAGACUCUGAGAAAGGGAAUUCAUACAAGUUUCAAGCUGGCAGUAGAAUGAAUGCAAUGCUGUGGUUUAAGCAUCUGAGUGCAGCCUGCCAAAGUAACAAACAACAGGUUCCUACAAACUUGAUGACUUUUGAGUAAAAGCCUGAAGAGGAAGAAGUAGAGCUCUGCUCCUGGGUAAGAGCUGGGGCCUGACGGAAAAUGCCAGCAGCAAACCAUCCUGUGCCAGGAAGAGCCCAUAGGCUCCAUCCCAGCCUUGGGAAUGCUGAACCAAAAAGCACUCAUUUCAGGGAAUAAAGUGAGAUAUUCCCAGAGAACAAAUUGGAGUUGUGAAACAAACUGCCAUGAACCAUGCUUCUUAUCUCUGAACUGACCUGUGGAAACCACUGCCUUAAAAGAGUGAAAGGAAAACCAACAUGAAACACCAAAUAGUGUGUGUGAAUCUUCUGGCGGUGCUGCGCUUGGGAUAGGUCAUAGCUGAUUUCCAUUUCUUUUAACUUUGUACUGAUUUUGGAGGGGGGGAAUCAUCUUUUUUUAAGAUACACUCUGAAAAGGAACAUGUUUCUUGUGGAUGGUACCGGUACCAGGAGCUGGUUUUGAAUGUGGUGAUACUCGGAUACUUUAAUUUCGCGGGAUUUUACCAGCAGCCCACCUGCAAGGUUUGUUCAGCCUCCAGUAGUCCAUAUCCUCACUGGUUUUCUCUCACAGCAAGAAUGUAGGAUUAGAAAUGUUGAUAAUGUAAGUUGUUGGGUUUGUUUGGGAUGGGGGAGGAAGGGCUGGUUUUGGUUGAGGGGAGAUCUUUUUAAACACUAAACUUCUGAAUUGAGUACUGUCUGGGGAACAAUAUUUCCUGCAGGAGGCACAAAGCCCGAGUGUUCAUCUACCAGUUCUUUAAAAUAGGUUCUAAAAACCAUGGUUGUUUCUAACUGGGUUUCGUGUUUAACUUUCUCUAUGAAUUCAAUGUUGAAUGAUAGAUCUGCUUAGUAAAGAAUGUAAUCUCAAACUUUCCUGAGAAGGAUUUUACAAUGACUAAAUUUUUUUCAAGUUAAUUGGAUUAUCCCUCUCCCAGUUUCAGGGAGUCAUCAGAGGUGAUAAUAUUGAUAUUUUGCCAGGAUAUUUUCUUUCACAGUGUUUAAUGUGCGUAAUGCCAGAGUUAUUUUUUUAUUGUUUGUUUUGUUUUUGUUCAGUAUGAUAUUCAAGAUCAUAUUUGUUUAAAAGAUUCCUCAUAAAUAUGUAUGUAUUUUAUCAUAAGACAGUAAUUUUAAGAGGGAUAAAAGACAAGUUUGAGGAUCUAGGAAUUUUAAGUAUUAAACCCUUCUUCCUUUUAUGACUUACCUUAAACAUACCAAAACAUUUUUCUUAAAACUGAACUAUAAGUCCUUGACAUGAACCUAUAUUGUCAGUAGUUAACCAAGAAGUUUUGAGAGAACUCUUCUAUGCAACAGUGCAUCCACUUUCUAAAAUAAACGUCAAAUUUAGAAGUUAAAAGGUGUGAUACCUUAGAAUUUUAACAAAAAAAAAAUUGCACCUGAACAAAACUGUCAGAUGUUACAAACUCAUGAGACAUCAUAAAUGUUAGCAGUGGUCCAGAGUAAGAAAUGUUUUUUGACUGAUACCUCCUAAUAGACUUAUUACUUUGGGCCUCAUAUAAAAUUUCUCACAUUUAUUUUCUUAGUAAAUUGUAUAAAUUUUAUUGUAAGUUUCGCCCUCAAGUCCAAAAAACAAACAAAAAAUA